AUGGUCAGCAAUGGCCCGCAGAGCCCCUUGGACUCGCUUGCUCCCGAGAACUUGUACAUCAUCAUCAACGUGGCUUGCGCGUUCUGCCAAAUCAGACCGCGCGGAAUCGCGCCGUCGUGUCGCCCCACACCCCACAUCGAGGAGUCGACGACCAUAACGUCCGCACCUCUCCAUCCUUUCGUACAACAGCUUGCUGACCACAUACACUACAAUAUGAACUUUACCCAGUCUCAACAAGUACUCGCGCCUCUUCACUCAAGAUGUCACCAACGGUGGCGCCAAAGGUGAGCGCUCCGGCGCCGGAACUUGUUCCCCCCCCCACGCAUGGGUGACUGCGUGGGUGACUGCUUCGGACCGACUUUCCGGGCGGGCGGGUCACCGGUCCCCGACGAGGAGACGAUCUCCCCUCCAGACCCCUUCCGCCCUAGCCAAUCGGUACUAACCUAAGGAUGCGCAUCUGUUUCGUCAAAAGCCAUGCUGUACGCCACGGGCAUGACGGACGAACAGAUGAAACUACCUCAAAUCGGCAUCUCGUCCAUCUGGUUCGAGGGCAACCCUUGCAACGCCCAUCUGAGAGGUUUGGGGGAUAAAGUUGCCAAGGGGUGCGAGUUGGAGGGGCUGGUGGGACUGCAGCAUUCGACGAUUGGGGUUUCGGAUGGUCAGGUAUGUUGCCGAGUUUGUUGCGGGCUUGCCCCCCGGUGAAUACACCUUCUAACCGUGGUGAAGAGUCUUACAGACCCAAGGCAACCCUGGAAUGAGUUUCUCUCUGCCGAGCAGGGACUUAAUCGCCGAUGCGAUCGAGAUGAUCAUCACCGCCCAGAGCUACGAUGGCAACAUCUCCAUUCCGGGAUGCGACAAGAACGUGAGCUCUCAUUCCACUUCACCCAGGAUCACCGACCAAACUGACCGUUUUGCCAUCGGCUGAGAAACCCAUCCAGAUGCCCGGCUGUCUCAUGGCCGCUGCCCGCCACAACAAACCCACGCUCAUCAUCUACGGAGGCACGAUCGCCGCGGGUAAACGCACGAUCGACUGUCCUUCGAUGGGCUUCAAGAAAGGGGAGGACAUCACCAUUGGCGAUGCGUUCGAAUCGUACGGCGCUUGGGCGACGGGAAGGAUCAGCGAUGCAGAGAAGGAUGACGUCGUCAAGCACUCAUGUCCCGGUGCGGGGGCUUGUGGAGGCAUGUUCACAGCUAAUACGUGAGUCUGGAGGGGAUUUGGGUGCUUCUGAAAUUGGACUAAGAUAUGGACGAGGAGGGCUCAACAGGAUGAGCACGGUGCUCGAGGUGCUCGGCAUGAGCUUGCCUUACUCGUCGUCGAUCCCCGCCGAGUAUCCAGGUAAGUGACGGCCUUGCUUCUUCCCGGCUUCGUUUGCUCAGACCUUGGUCUUUGUUGUCGUACGGAUCACAGAGAAGCAACAAGAAUGUCUCCGAGCCGCCAAGUUCAUGCGCAUCCUCCUGGAGAAGGACCUCAAGCCUCGCGACAUUAUGACGAGACAGUCCUUCCUCAACGCCAUCACCAUGUGCAUGAUCAUCGGCGGCUCGACCAACUCGGUCCUCCAUCUCUUAGCCAUCGCUCGAUCCGCCGAUAUCCCAUUGACAACGGACGAUUUCGUCGCUAUCGCCAACAAGACCCCUGUCUUGUGCGAUCUGAAACCCUCCGGAGCUUACGUGAUGGAGGAUCUGCACAAGAUCGGUGGGAUCCCUUCGAUUUUGAAGUACCUCAUCAAAGAGACGGAUUUGAUCGAUGGGUCGCAGAUGACUGUGACGGGCCAGACUUUGGGGCAGAAUGUUGAGGAUGCGCAGGAUCUCGAUUUCGAGAAACAGGAUGUUGUUCGUCCGUUGAACAAGCCGAUCAAAGCGACGGGCCAUCUUGUGAUCGUAAGUGGCCCUACCAUACUCGAAGGGCCCCCAUAAGCUGAACCUGCUCACGACUCGGAUUAUUGCAGCUGAAAGGCAACCUAGCCCCCAAGUCCGCCGUCUCCAAGAUCACAGGCAAAGAAGGCCUCUCGUUCCGCGGCCCAGCGAAGUGCUUCGACGACGAGCCGUCCUUUUACCCCGCUUUGUCCAAGGGGGAGAUUAAACCAGGUAUGGCCGUGGUGUUGAGGUAUCUGGGCCCUAAAGGUGGACCGGGUAUGCCGGAAAGUAAGUCCCCUUGCAGCCAGACUAUCACCAUCGAAGCCUACUAAUUGAUCUGUGUCUACAAUAGUGUUGGGCCCAACCGGAGCUUUGAUGGGCGCUGGGCUCGGAGGCUCGGUCUGCUUGUUGACUGACGGAAGGUUCUCCGGAGCGUCGAGGGGUUUCAUCAUCGUACGUGUCCCCUCAAACUUUCCGCCCUCCGAGCGUCCACCGACUAACCAAAAAAACAAAAACAAAAACCUCCCUCGGAUCUCCUCCAAUCGUAGGGCCACAUCACUCCCGAAGCCGCGAUCGGAGGCCCCAUCGCCCUCGUCCAAGACGGUGAUAUGAUCCACAUCGACGCCGUCACACGUGAGAUCACUGUCGAGGUCGACGACAAGACGCUGGAGGAGAGAAAGAAGGGUUGGAAAGCACCGGCGCAUAAGCAUCGUAGGGGGGUGUUGUACAGAUAUGCUCGAGUACGUAUAAGAACUCGUCGGUUAAGGUGGGCCUUCGUUCUGCGGUAGAAAAACUGAUCCUCUUGCUUGGGUGGUCUUUCACUACAGGACGUCAAGGGUGCGGAUGAGGGGGCUUACACGGACUGA
This is a messenger RNA of Microbotryum saponariae, 2720 nucleotides long. The record is from the annotation of a GenBank genome assembly. NCBI's taxonomy places the organism in Eukaryota, Fungi, Basidiomycota, Microbotryomycetes, Microbotryales, Microbotryaceae.